AAUAUCUAGAGAACAUCCUAACAACUUUACAUAGCCCAAUUUCCUGGAACCCUCCUCUCCUAUACAUAUACAUACACAUAUACAUGAUCCCACGGUUAUAUAUAUUCACACACACUGAAUCUCGACCCAACAUGAACUCUCUCUCUCUCUCUCUCAAUCUGUACUCUGAUUUUCUCUCUUACAGAGUCAGUUUCCACACUGUUUCGGACAGAGGCUUCAGACGUAGAACUGAACUGAAUCUAUGGACGUGACAAUGAGCAGUUACCGCUGCGGAUCUCCGACAUCGUCUUCAUCGGGAUCUUCGUCUUCAGACACUUCGAACACCCACAAGAACUCUCCAUCACGAGAGAAACCCGGUCGGGUCAAGGGUCCAUGGAGCGCGGAGGAAGACCGGAUCCUGACCCGACUCGUCGAGAAAUACGGGCCAAGAAACUGGUCUUUGAUCGGCAAACACAUAAAGGGUCGGUCGGGGAAAUCUUGCCGGCUCCGGUGGUGCAACCAGCUCAGCCCCGCCGUGGAGCACCGGCCGUUCACGGCGGAGGAAGACGAGACCAUCCUCGCCGCUCACGAACGGUACGGAAACCGGUGGGCGACGAUCGCCCGUCUCCUCCCCGGACGCACAGAUAAUGCGGUGAAGAAUCAUUGGAAUUCGACGCUCAGGAGGCGAGCAAGAGAGCGGAGGCAGACGCAGACGCAAAUGCAGAGGGAGGAGGAGGUGAUGACGGCGUUGACUUUGGCACCGCCGGGGAGUGGUGGAUACGGCGGCGGCGGCGGCGGAGGGAGGACGGAGGAGGGAGUGACGGCGGAGUUCUGGGAGACGAUGAAGGAAGUGAUAGCGAGGGAAGUGAGGGAAUACGUUAGUUCCACGUUCACGAGCGGUUCGGGGUUUCAAUGAGUUGAUCUUUCAAAUCUGUUAUUUGUAAUUGUUAAUAUUUAUUAUUCAUUAUUAGAUAAUGGUUUUUGUUUAA
This is a messenger RNA of Tarenaya hassleriana, 968 nucleotides long. Its product is annotated as transcriptional activator Myb-like. The coding region runs from base 242 to 895 and encodes 217 amino acids. Gene Ontology annotation, molecular function: DNA-binding transcription factor activity, RNA polymerase II-specific; RNA polymerase II cis-regulatory region sequence-specific DNA binding. The record is from RefSeq and is a predicted model, not a curated record. Gene Ontology annotation, cellular component: nucleus. The transcript has a single exon. Lineage: Eukaryota; Viridiplantae; Streptophyta; Magnoliopsida; Brassicales; Cleomaceae. Gene Ontology annotation, biological process: regulation of DNA-templated transcription.